CUCCAUUGAACCCAGGGAAUCAGAACAGAACCUACGUAUUACAAAGUAAGACUACGAAACCUUGAGUUUGAAAGAGCCAACAAUGUCAUCAGACAAUCACAACGAAAAGUUGACAGCCGCCUCGAACCCAGACACCGAGGACGAAUGGCAGAUUGUAAGCAAGGAAGACACUCAACCUAAUGAAUCGGGAAAGUAUGAGAACAAGGAGGUGAUACAGGAGAAAACUUCUGAUAACUCCGAGAGGAGUGCCGUGGAGGAGAAGAGAGAAUUAGCAAAAGCAAAAUGGGAGGGCAUGCAGCCACAGAGGGGCGGCGUAUACCCUGAUAGAGAGGUCAAGACCCCAAGCUAUCCCCAGUUCACUGGAAAUUGGUAAGGGAUUCAUGGCGCGUAUUUCUGGAUAUGAUAUGAAGUCUAUUCAAGAAGAUCCUUUGUCCAUGAAUGUGCGUUCCUAUUUGGCCAAACUGGUGAAGAAGGAGUGAUCUGUUGUAAA
Fusarium oxysporum Fo47 is the source of this 490-nucleotide messenger RNA. RefSeq lists its product as uncharacterized. Lineage: Eukaryota; Fungi; Ascomycota; Sordariomycetes; Hypocreales; Nectriaceae. The transcript has 2 exons. Bases 83 to 373 code for a protein of 96 amino acids. The record is from RefSeq and is a predicted model, not a curated record.